Lampris incognitus (smalleye Pacific opah) is the source of this 1319-nucleotide messenger RNA. It is a transcript of the gene nudt2, whose product is annotated as nudix (nucleoside diphosphate linked moiety X)-type motif 2. The transcript is spliced from 3 exons. NCBI's taxonomy places the organism in Eukaryota, Metazoa, Chordata, Actinopteri, Lampriformes, Lampridae. Bases 150 to 599 code for a protein of 149 amino acids. The record is from RefSeq and is a predicted model, not a curated record. Gene Ontology annotation, molecular function: bis(5'-nucleosyl)-tetraphosphatase (asymmetrical) activity. Gene Ontology annotation, biological process: AMP biosynthetic process; ATP biosynthetic process.
GUACCACCGGACGUUCCUUCAGCCCAUGUCGGCUCGAGCAGAGAUGUGGAAAAAUUAGCAAGUACGCUCAAUCAAAUUUAACCGAACUGGUUUUAGAGAGCCACUUUUUCCACAGUGAGUGAGUGAAUUUCUUGUUCUUGACCAGGACAAUGGCCCUGCGAGCGUGUGGCUUCAUAGUAUUCCGCCGCCUGGCCGCAUCCAUUCCUCCCCCAGACAACAUCGAGUACCUCCUCCUGCAGACCUCUUAUGGGGCGCACCACUGGACCCCACCAAAAGGCCACGUGGAUCCAGGUGAGGAUGACCUUGCCACAGCCCUGAGAGAAACCAAGGAGGAGGCAGGGCUUGGCGCGGAGCACCUGCGGGUUAUUGACGGCUUUGUCCAGGAGCUGCAGUACGAGGUGCAAGGGAGACCCAAAGAGGUGCUGUACUGGCUGGCUGAGUUGAGAGACCCAAGGACAGCAGUGACCUUGUCUGAGGAGCAUCAGGACUAUCGCUGGGCCCGGCUUGAAGAGGCCUGUUCCUUGGCCCAGUACAGUGACUUGCAGAACACCUUAAGAGCAGCACAGAGAUACGUAACGACUCAGCAUGACAAACAGUGAAUUUAACCCAAAACCACCAAACGGGAUUUUAUUUUCUAAAGACCGUAUCUGAUUUUGCUAAAGCUUCUGGUGUGACGGCACUUCUGUAAUUUUUGCGAUUGAUGUUUUCUGACUCAUUCUGCAUUGAUAUCCUUAUUGAGCAUACUGUGCAAUGCUAUGGAAGAUGGAGCAAGUGCAUGUACCGCUCAGAAUUCCUUUUGUGAAAAAUUAAGAAAGGUGAAAGAAAAUUAAGCUGUGAUUCCAACAAUUGAUCAAUUGAUCUGUCAUUGCCUGGGAAAAAAAUGGUGUCUGCAUCGCUGAGUCUUCCAUGUCAGCUGAUUAAACAUGGAAUAGUCUAGAGGAAUUAAUAUGUAAAACAUUAUAUAUAUAUAUAUAUAUAUAUAUAUAUAUAUAUGUGUGUGUGUGUGUGUGUGUCGGCAAGGAAAAGUAAGUGGGGAAGAAAAAAACGAGCUGUAUUGUAAGGCCAGGAUUUCAUCAGAGGGAAACAAUGUUUGCAUCCCUUAUUUCCAGUCAAUUAUCUCAAGGUUGGACUCAAAACGGACCUGAUUUUUAUGUUCAAUGUCUAAUCCACGUAAAGUAUGAUUCAAAGUGAGUUGAAAUAAAUUUACUUUGAGAAGGGACAUUCAAUUUCUUUCACCUCCUAAAGUAACCUUUGCUCCACGAGCAGAUUUCUAACACUUUGAACCAAAUAAGAAGAGUCGGAGGCUGAUAUUUCUUACU